AUGCGCAAACGAGGGCAAGCGCGGGGUUUCUCGGAGCAUGCGCCAGCGCCGCGCCGGCGCUCCAACCCCGCCCCUCCGGGGUCACGCUCCCGGAAGUGCCCUGGGCCCACGUGUCGGGUCCGGGGGAGCGGUAGGUGGUCAGCGGUUCCGCGGCACGUGGGUCCCGUGCCCGAGCGCUUGGCCCAGGGCAACCUGGAGCCGCCGGCCUCGGUGGCUGAGGCGGUGUCGUCCCUGACUAUCGCCGAUGCAUUCGUUGCAGCAGGCGAGGGCGCCGCCCCGCCGCCCCAGGCGCUCCCUCGGAGGUUCAUCUGCUCCUUCCCCAGCUGCAGCGCCGCUUACAACAAGGCCUGGAAGCUGGACGCGCACCUGUGCCGGCACACGGGGGAGAGACCAUUUGUUUGUGACCAUGAAGGGUGUGGCAAGGCCUUUGUCAGGGACUACCAUCUCAGCCGCCACGCGGUGAUUCACACCGGAGAAAAGCCCUUUGUUUGUACAGCUAGUGGCUGUGAACAGAAAUUCAACACAAAAUCAAACUUGAAGAAACAUUUUGAACGCAAACAUGAAAACCAGCAGAAACGAUAUGCAUGCAGUUUCGAAGGUUGUAAGAAGACCUUUAAGAAACAUCAGCAGCUGAAAACCCACCAGUGCCAGCACACCAACGAGCCACUGUUCAAGUGUGCCCACGAGGGAUGUGGAAAACACUUUGCCUCCCCCAGCAGUCUGAAGCGGCAUGGGAAGGUCCAUGAGGGCUAUAUAUGUCAAAAAGAAUGUUCUUUUGUGGCAAAAACAUGGACAGAGCUUCUAAAACACAUGAGAGAAACCCAUAAAGAGGACGUAAGGUGUGGCGUGUGCCAGAAAACGUUUAAGCGCAAGGACUUCCUGCGGCAGCACAUGAGGAUGCACGCCCCCGAGCGGGACGUGUGCCGGUGUCCACGGGCAGGCUGCGGCCGCACCUACACCACCGCCUUCAACCUCCAGAGCCACAUCCUCUCCUUCCACGAGCAGCAGCGCCCCUUCGUGUGCGAGCAUGCUGGCUGCGGCAAGACCUUUGCCAUGAAGCAGAGCCUCAGCAGGCAUGCCAUUGUGCAUGACCCCAACAUGAAGAAAAUCAAAGUAAGGCCGUCUCGUGGGAAGCGGAGCCUGGCCUCCCGGCUCAGUGGGUACCUCCCUCCUAAGAGGACACAGGGCCAGGCUGUGCCUUUGCCCAGGAAUGGGGAGCCGCUGAGCUGCAUGGAAGGCCACGCGCUCUCCACGUCGCCAUGCUGACUGCAGCUGCACAUCCGCCUGCGCUGUAUGGAGGACCACAGACCAGCCAAUGCAGUUUCUCUCCCCUGGAAGCAUGGGUUUAUUAAAGUCACUGGGGCAGGACACCAGAUGCUCCGUCCUUCCCGUCUCCCCUGUUCAGAGCGUCUCCUCUUGGGGUGCCCGGAGCUGCUCUCCAUGCAGCCUCCUCCUUUUUGCUCAAGGGACGAAGAACAAACAUCACAGCCUUGCCUCCUCUGAUGGGCUGCGGCCGGGAUGAGAAGGUUGCAAUUCCAGACACGGCCUGGACUAUUCGAUUACACAUCUCCUCCUAGAACAGGAAACAAAAGGCUAGUAUAAAACCAGCACCUCUGAUUGUUUCCAGUGUUCGUGCUUAUCUGAUACCCAUAAAAGCCUACAUUCUUGAAUUGCUAUAUAAGGGAUUUGCUAAGUCAAAUUGUAUAGACCUGGUUAAGCUGAUCGAAAACUGUACAAUAACCAGGUGGUUAUACAAACUCCAUGGAACUAGUCCAACACGCUAAAGGCUUGCUAGUUUUGAAUCCCCCGUCAUGACACUGAGAGGCUGUUUGGCCCAAACCACCCACACACAAAAAGUGCCAAGUGGUGGGUUUGGGCACUGGCAGGGCCCCCUUAUCCCCCUAGGUUGUCAGCUCGGUGCUGUUCCCAACCGUCCUUCACAGUCACUGAGGUGGUUAGAAAAAGACACAUGGUUCUAGAGAUUCUGGGUGGGCUGGACUGGGCCCAGGGCCUGGGUCAUUCUAGUCUGGAGCUAGGGCUGAAAACCACUGGAGUAAAUGCUGCCUUUAUCUACUGCUGUGUAACUCCAAAAGCGAAAUCCACAGAUCCUCCACAGACUUAUCCUGGGACUGUAAACUAACACUUCCUAGAAGAGUUUGACUUGACUGCUUCUCAGAGGCAUUUAUAAAGAGGAAUCGGACUUAAAAAGAUGAACCCAUACAGUCUCUAGUUUUCCUAUUUAAAUGUUAGACCCUCUACAGUCUCAAGUAGAAUAGUAUAUAGCCCUUAAAUGAGGAAGUAGUGUUCUCACAUGGCGAAGUACUUAACGCUACGGUGGAAAGAGUGUGUACAUUUUGCAUUUUGAAAACCCAAUUAGCUGCCACUAAGACUGGGCAGAAUUAUUACUUUUCUCUGCCUUUACAUUUUCCAGGUUUUCCACAGCUGUAUUUAUAAGUUCAGAAAACAAGCAGUCGCUCAGGCCUGUUUUCACUUACCAUUUUGUCCUCGGGCUCAUCUGCAUUCUUCCCUUUCUUUACUGUAAUCUGGACUUUGUACUUUUUUUCGAUCCACUGCUGAAUCUGUUUACUCUUUGUGUUCAGAUCAUGUUGUCCAAUAUUUGAAGAAAAAGUCAGUUCCUUGGUCAGGGUGGGUCCUAGGUUGAAAGAGUGACAUCUGGGGCUAGUCUGUGAGGCCUGGGUUUUAUCACACACGCGUCCUAAGGUCUACGCUGCUAUAGGCCCUCCUGUCUGCCUGGUAUUAAUGGUUUCACCCUCCAGUUAAAUAAAGGAGACAGACACAAGGUGAAAUACCACUUUUGUAGUUGCCAAGUAAGAGUACCUGAACAGGGAAUGCUUCCGUUUAUCAUUACCAUUGUUUGAUGAAAGAACAAAGGAAUGGUCCUUUAAAGAGAACCUUUGGGUGGUGG
Messenger RNA from Budorcas taxicolor (takin), 2926 nucleotides. RefSeq names its product general transcription factor IIIA (gene GTF3A). Gene Ontology annotation, cellular component: nucleus. NCBI's taxonomy places the organism in Eukaryota, Metazoa, Chordata, Mammalia, Artiodactyla, Bovidae. The record is from RefSeq and is a predicted model, not a curated record.